AUGGCACCUCAAAUCACAUCACCAUUGUCGCCAACCAAAGAUAGCCUCGACUCGCCCACUCUCCACCCAGCGCUUUGGUCCCCUACGGGUACUUCAGGUGGCAGUGGCAGUGGCAGUGGCAGUGGCAACAGUGACCACCGGCCCGUGUCCUCCUCGUCAGCGUCAGCAACACCCUCGCACCACCAUCAGCAUCCCUCCUUCUUCAUCAACACCUCAAAAGCCACCGCCGCCGCCGCUCUGUGUUACGAGCCACGGGCCAAGACACCGCUGUCUGCCGUGUCCAUCAUGGGAAGUGCCGCUGCUGCAACGGAGCAAGACACAGAAGUGAAGCCGACGACGACUCCAGCGGCUGAAACCACGGCUCUUACACCAUCGCCAUCUCCAACGUGGGGCGGCGCCGCAUCAAACACCACCACCACCACCACCACCACAUCCACCACAUCCACCAUCGCCGCCGCCUCUUCCGCAGCCCUAAUCUCCGACGAGGACAUCUCUCCUCGCACUGCCGCCUUUCCGCACUCCUCUCCCACCCCAACCACCACAACCACCCCAACCAGAAAUACCGGCACCACCAUCUCCGGCCGCCGCGACAAGCUGCCCGGCGCUCGCUUCACCCCCAAGCCUCUGAUGCUUCGCCAGUCGCCGCCGCCCUCCUCGCAGGCACCUUCAGCCGCCGCCGAGGACAUCUCGGCCCUCGGCCGUCCCAAGCCCGACGACGCCGCCGCUGCCCUCUCCCUCAACAGCAUGCUCUCCUCCCCAUCGUCCAUCGCCGCCAGCAUGCACGGCACGCUCCCCAACCCGCCCCUCUCCGCCGCCUCCCUCCAGCUCGCCGAUGCGCUGCAAAACCUCGCCGCCGCCCGCAGCACCACCACAACCGCCACCAUCGCCGCCAGCAACCACCGCCGGCGCUCCUCCACCACCACGGCCACCACCGCCCUCGCUGCCCUGCGCUCCCCGUGCUUCUACCACCAGCGCUUCGACGACGCUGUCGACAUUGACCGCGUCCUCGAGGAGAUUCGCGGCGAUGAGCCCUCGUCCAUGUCGCACUCGCGCCUCGUCCAGACUGCCACCUCCGUCCGCGAGGUAUCCAAGCAGUUGCGUCGGCGGCCCGUCCGCCGCGCCGUCCGCAGCGUCAUGAUUGUCACCAAGGCCCGUGACAACCAGCUGGUUCACCUCACCCGUGAGCUCGCCGCCUGGCUGCUCCGCACACCCCGCUACGGCAGCUCGCGCGGCGUCUGCGUCUACGUCGACGCCAAGCUGCGCAGCUCACGCCGCUUCGACGCCCCCGGCCUCAUCGACGGUGACCCAGCGCUCGCCGACAUGCUGCGCUACUGGACCCCCGACCUGUGCUGGGGUCGGCCCGAGGCGUUUGACCUCGUCCUCACCCUCGGCGGCGACGGCACCGUGCUCUUCACCUCCUGGCUCUUCCAGCGCAUCGUCCCCCCCGUGCUGUCCUUCUCCCUCGGCAGCCUCGGCUUCAUGACCACGUUCGAGUUUGACCGCUACCGCGCGCACCUCGACCGCGUCAUGGGCGACGACGGCAUGAAGAUCAACCUGCGCAUGCGCUUCACCUGCACCGUCUUCCGCCACGACGCGCCCACCGCGAACCCCGUCGAGCAGUUCGAGGUCCUCAACGAGCUCGUCAUCGACCGCGGGCCCUCGCCCUACGUCUCCAACCUCGAGCUCUACGGCGACGACGAGCUGCUCACCGUCGUCCAGGCCGACGGCUGCAUCUUCUCCACGCCCACCGGCUCCACCGCCUACUCGCUCUCCGCCGGCGGCUCCCUCGUCCACCCGGACAUCCCCGCCAUCCUGCUCACCCCCAUCUGCCCGCACACGCUCAGCUUCCGCCCCAUGGUGCUCGCCGACACCAUGGCGCUGCGCGUCGCCGUCCCCCGCGCCUCCCGCGCCACCGCCUACUGCGCGUUCGACGGCAAGGGCCGCGUCGAGCUGCGCCAGGGCGACCACGUCACCAUCGCCGCCUCGCAGUACCCGUUCCCGACGGUCACACGCACCGACACGGAGUGGUUCGACAGCGUGAGCCGCACGCUGCGGUGGAACACGCGCGCGGCGGCGCAGAAGCCGUUCGAGGGCGAGGGCGAGGGCGAGGGCAAGGAGGACGAGGACGAGGCGUGGGACAUUGACACGGACAGCGCGUACUACGCGAGCGAGGAGGGAAGUGUCAGCACGAGUCCCAUCCGGAGACAGAUGAGCAUGCUCGGGCUGUGA
Messenger RNA from Cordyceps fumosorosea ARSEF 2679, 2229 nucleotides. RefSeq lists its product as hypothetical. Gene Ontology annotation, molecular function: NAD+ kinase activity. The coding region runs from base 1 to 2229 and encodes 742 amino acids. Lineage: Eukaryota; Fungi; Ascomycota; Sordariomycetes; Hypocreales; Cordycipitaceae. The transcript has a single exon. The record is from RefSeq and is a predicted model, not a curated record. Gene Ontology annotation, biological process: NADP+ biosynthetic process; NAD+ metabolic process.